Molecule: messenger RNA, 5956 nt
Organism: Melanaphis sacchari
Lineage: Eukaryota; Metazoa; Arthropoda; Insecta; Hemiptera; Aphididae
Product: acid sphingomyelinase-like phosphodiesterase 3a
Exons: 12
Coding region: 425-1822 (465 amino acids)
Molecular function (GO): hydrolase activity
Source: RefSeq, a predicted model, not a curated record
GGGCAGACGUCGAACGUGUGUUUAACGCUCGCGCGCCACUUAAACCAACUCGUCAACGACAUUACGAACGCGUAAAGUUUCGCGGUGAACUGAAACUGUAUGACUUCAGACUUGUACCGUAUUCCUCCGCUGACUUUGAGUGCAUUAUUUUUGAUUAAUAUUCACUGUUUUUAUAAACUUUGUUAUUUCUUCCUGGAUCAUUUUGAUUAUUUUUUUCAAUUGGAUAACACGAUAUAACGUCUAAGCAGAAGACCAAAGUCUUAUACCGAAUCUAUUACAUAUGCGUCGUGGGACUUGAACAUCGAUCAGACUAACUGGUACUGCAGAAUAACCGAUACUUGUUAACUCCUGUAAAUCAAACAUUGAGUAAAAUAUCUAACGGGAAGAUAAAAUGCGACCUCUAUAGGAGGUUUAACGGGCAGUGAUGCUGUUUUUCACAUUUAUUAUCUGUAUAAUAGCCAUCAACAAUGUUUCAUCGAAAAUAGGAUACUUUUGGCACAUCACCGAUAUACACUAUGAUGCAAAUUAUGCAGCGACCGGUGAUUAUGUACAAAGUUGCAAGCGGUCGGUGGUCGAUCCGGAGCUUUUGGUCAUGGAACGGCCCAGUCUACCAUCCGGUGGCGGUAGACUGGGCGACUACGGGUGCGAUUCGCCGUGGACGUUGGUCCAAUCCGCUGUGAAGGCAAUGAAGGAGAAGCACGGAGACAACAUCGAAUUCGUGCUGUGGUCUGGAGAUUCCGUGUCGUCAGACGUGGUGGAUAUGCAUACCCGCGUAAUGGCUAUCCAAAAUGUUACCAAUCUCCUCAUCCAUACGUUUAGCAGCCAGUUUGUAUUUCCGGUACUGGGCCACGAUGAUCCAGGCGCCUUGAAAAACCAGUUGAUAGACUACACAAGUCUUGGACACUAUUGGCGGCAGUGGUUGCCUACCGACGCUAUACAGACGUUCAACAAAGGAGGAUAUUAUACGAUUGAGCAAAAAGGAAAUAAACUUAGGAUAAUUGCGCUCAAUUCAAAUGCAUUUUCGACAGUAGAAAGGCAGCGGAACGUAGUCAACCCUGUAGAACAGCUUGAGUGGUUGGAAAAAAUCUUAUUGAAAUCAGUCAUAAAUAAAGAAACAGUGUACCUAGUGAGUCACAUGUGCCCGGGUGCCAACGAAAGAGACCAGGAUGAGGCGCCUACGUUCAAAGACGACUACAGUGCGAGCUAUAUGGAAAUGAUCCGGAGGUUUGCGAACAUCAUUGUCGGACAGUUUUGUGGUCAUCUGCAUUCCGACACAUUCCGAAUCGUCUACGACCAACACAAAAAACCAGUAUCGUGGAUGAUGGUGGCACCAUCGUUGACGCCUAACAAGUCUCCCGGCGUGUCUAACAACCCUGGCUUAAGACUGUACAAAUUCAACACCAAUUCGGGCCAAAUUAUAGACUACACACAGUACUAUAUCGAUCUGGAUUCAUCACCUAACGGCGAUCCAGAUGACUGGAGAAUUGAGUACAACCUAACGCACUACUACGGACUCCACGAAAUCACGCCUAGGUCUCUGCACGCGAUCGCUGAAACGUUCCAAGACGACGAGUCAGUGCAGUUUGACAGAUACAUAGAAGCCAACUCAGUGCGACAAUUCAAACCCAAAGAUUGCAAUCUGGAAUGUAGGCGAGCACAUUAUUGUGCUGUCACCGAACUCGACUAUAGUCGGUUUCACAGCUGCGUGGAGACAGCCGCUGAGGCACUUUCCGGGUCGAUUCGUCCUCGGAGUGAUGAUGCUUUUUUCAUAACAGCCAUUUUGCUGACCGUCGUGAUGCUGACCCGAUACUGCCACCACUAGCUACUGCUAACACCACUGACAACACAAACAACGUCUAUAGAGACGUCUUCUCACGAAAACGUGUAAUAAUAUUACAACGACAAUAAAGAUCGACUCGACGUUUUUCUAUAUUUCUUUCUCUCUGUAUACAUUUAGCUCUCUUUCUCUCUCUUUCUCGCUCUAUCUCUCUCACACUCUCUCGCUUUACUUGUCUCGACCUCUCGGUAACAAAUCUCUAUGUGUAUAUAAUAUUUAAAAAAAACUCGCACCAGACGUGUUACGGCUUUCGUCAUCAAAAUCGUUUCUCAACGAUCUAUAUAAUAAAUAUAUAUAAUACGGCGAUAUUCUAUAAUGCAUUACUAUAUAAUAUACGCCUUCAUAACCAACUACCCUCCCCCUCCGAAGACCACAGACUUCAAACGCUUGUCUGUUUCCGCCACUGGGUUGGACGCCACGCGAGACAACGGAACGAGAGCAAUUUUUUCUCCAACUUACUACGACGUCGAGUUUGAUUUAUUCCACGUCCAUAUCCGCUGGCUUUUACGUUUGCAGCUGAGACACCUCAAUACGACCAAGAAGGUUUAUUAUUAUUACUAUUUUUUUUCUCUUGUCGAACCUGCCAAUUUUUUUUCUCUUGACUAGACGUCUUGGAUCGUAUAUUUUACCUCCGCAGAUCAGCAAACUGCGAUAAUUUAUUAUUUUUACAUCCGUUAACGAGAAAAUAUGGUGCUCGUCCUACAUAUAUAUAUGUAUAUAUACGUAAUAAGAGCCUAUAUACGUAGUUAUAUUAAAUUAUGCGGUUCAGGGUGAUUUUUUUUCCCGCACCGAUCAAUCUGCUUGAGAUAUUUUACCCUGUCCGUUUAUAGUCCAUUAUUAUAAUGUACUACACAAUUUUCAUACUACGUUUUAUUUUCUAUUGCCCUAGCUAUCGUUUAAUAAUAUUAGGAUUUCCGUGAAAUAUAUUAUAUUUGAAAUCCAUAGAUAGAAGGAAUGGCAUUUCAUGGUUGCGCACAUUAUUAAACGAAACCAAAUUUUCGUUUUACAAUGUAAUUAGUACACAACGUAUAUACAAUUAUAUUUUUAAAAGUUAUAUAAUUUUGUCUAUCGUUUCGGAAAAACAAAUAAUUAAUUAUCGCACCAUUGCGUAAUUGAACCAUUUAAAAACAGUUUUCUGUUGAUCAGGAUUAAAAUAAUUUAUUGCAAUAAUAAUGUUAUAGAAUAAAUGACAUCAUUUUUAUCUAGUCUAUGAUAAUAUUAACAACAAGACAUUGGGUUUAUCAAUAAUGAAAUAGGUCGUAAUUUAUAAAAAGAAAAAAGGAAAAAAUAUUAUAUCAAAAAGUCUCAUUAUACCCUAUUCUUUACUCAUGAUAACGCCAAUAUCUUGAUGGAAAAUAAAUUCUUAUAAUAAACUAUACGAAAAAAUUCAAAGCGAUUACAAAGGUCUAUCGAACUACAUUAUAUGAUCAAACAUGACCAUUACUGAUUAAAUAAUAAAUAUGCAAUGAUUGGAUGUAAUAUACAAAAAAAAAAAGCAUAGGUUAUAGGUACUCGAUGACGUUGUAUUUAAUAAUAUGAUUUGAUAUGAUAUAGUAAAUACUGAUAAAUACCUUACACAUAAAUGCAUUUUAUUCAAUUUCGAUAAAAUAAAAUUUUCUCUAAGGAGUAGGUAUAUAAUUAACUCUAUGUAAGGAUCUUUUAAAAGCUCAGCUAAAAUAAAACAACCAUUGCAAUGGAAUAAAGAUGUAAUUUAAACACACCUUGUCAACACGUAAUUCGUACGUCAUUCAAACUGAGAAAUGUAUAAAAUUAAUCAUAAAUUUUAAAAACAGGCAACAGCUAACCUCGUGUUCGAUGUAUUUUUAUUAAUAAAUUACCAUACUAUAAGAACGAUAGUAGUAGUAAUAAUAAUAAUUACAGUAAUAACGAAGAUAUUUUGAAAAUAGAUUUACAGAAAACGCAACGUUCUACUUGAUACAAUAACAUUUUCUCUAGCAAUGUUGAUGAUAUAAUACGCGCCGUAUACGAAAUUACUCAAACACGAUAGUAACAUUAUUUUAAUACUAUAGUGGUACUGUCAAAGGCUAUGAUUAUUAUUCUUAAAACCAUUUCUGUUUACCAGUUAAAACAUUUUUAAUCGAAAUAUUAUUACUUAAAAUUUAUAAAAUAAACUACCUACAUCGUAUUAUCGUGAAAUAACAGUUAAAUUAAAAAAUGAAAAAUAAAAAAAUAAAAUGUUUCAUUAUUAUGCGUUGAAAUUAAAAUACUUCGUUGGUUAUACAGUAUGAUAUUGUUAUAAUUUGUAACAGCCAUAGUUUUUGGGCAUAAGUUUAAUCAAUUUUAAUCAGUUAAUGAGCGUAUGUAGUUAAUAUGUAACAUAAUAACGUUAUUGACGCAUUGACGUGUGAAAAACGCACUACAUAAUUAUUAUUAUAGACUGAAAUAUUGACGUGUACAAUUUCAGUGUGAAGGUGAAUGGGUAUAACGGCUUUUAAAUAAAAUAAUUAUAUUACCCACCAUAAUAACAAUUUAAUUAAGAGGAAAAAUAUCGAUAUUUCAACUCGACAUCGAUACCCGUGCCUUAACUGUUAUAAUUUUUAUUUUUGGAAAUCAUGCUAAAAACGAAUAUUAUUAGAGUUAUAUCACUAAUAAAACAGUUUUUUUUUUUUUUUUUGUUUAUUAUUGGAUAUCGUCUUUGAGAAUUAAUUCAAAUUCAAAUCCACACUAUAACCUGUACCAAGGGGAAGCUGCAUCGUCUGAUCGAAAUGAAUAAUUAUUGUAUUAGUAAUCAAACUUUUAUUAUUAUUAAAAUAUUUUAGUCACUUACACUUAACACGGUGCAAUAUAAAGAAUAAAUAAAUAGUCGAUCCUCGGAGUAUCAUAUAGGUCAAUGGGUACGAAACAAAAAAAUAUUAUUUUAAUAGGUAUUAUGGACCGACCCAGCCAACGGGAAAUUUCUGGCUGAGCUACUGGCGCGUUAGUGCCUCUGGGUAUAAUUCGACAAGACAUCGCGAACGCGUGCAUUAUCGUUUUACUCAAAACUUUAUAGAUAACAUCCACUUAGCUUAUGUAGGUAAACCUUGCAUAAUAUUUCGCCAUACCUACAUCCAAACAUGAUUUGUAACCAAAAUGUAGACAGACGUCGAUAUCAUAAAAAACCUUUUGCUGUUCUUAAUACCGCUACCGAUAUUAAUGUUAUUAUUAUUGUUAUUAUCAUCACUAUCAUUGCACCACCCGACUAUCGAGCGUGUGUGUACACCCGCGAGAAUAACGCACGAAUACACAACAUUAUUGCACGACGUACUAUAAUACACAAGUACAUAAUAUCGUUAUUAUUACGUACGCCGUAAAUUCGCAUCUACGCGCGAGUCGUCGGGGAUUACCGUCGUUUUUCAAUGCCCUCUUGUCUCGUCUCUAUCUCUCACACUCUGUCCUCCUAACACACCGUCGUGAUUCGCUACAUUAAACGUAAUAUCUCUACCGAUGAUGUUGUUACGUGUACUUACGCAUACACACAAACGUAUAAUAUAAUAAGUGCGUGAGAUGUUCGAUCGUCGAGCAGAUGUUAUUUCAAACUGUACAGAGCGAUCGCCGUGACGCGAAUCGGUCGGCAUGACGAAAAAUUUAAUAUUGUGUUCCCGUAGACGCGUCUCCUCCGCCGCGUGAAGUUUUAAAUAGUCUUCUCGCCGACUUGUCCGUCAGCGUAUAUAAUUAUUGUGCAACGAUCGUAUGCGACUAUUAGUACGGAACGAUUAUUAUUGGCGAUAAAACAGAUUCCGAUAAUAUUAGAAUUAUUCGUUAAGUUACCAACCAUUUAAAGCCCCAUAAUUUGCGGCGGCGACACGUGGUAGCCCAAACAACGUUACUCGCUUGGGACUUUUCUGUAAAAUGUUAAGUUGUAUAUAUACAUAUGAGCAAUAUGAAAUCUAAAAUUAAAAUCUAAACUAUAUUUUAAUCGUCUGUAGUGAGAGGCUGCGUCGAUCGAUUUGCGUUGAAAAAAUUGGCUUGUUAUGCCACAUUAUAUAGUAUAAUAUAAAUGACAUUUUUAUAAUAAUUAAACAAUCGGUAUUUGAACUGAAAAUGUAAAUUCAUUAUUUAGAAAAAUAUUUAUUUAUUUAUUUUUUUUUUUUUUGUUUUGUUUGGCCCGAUGAACUAUAA